Messenger RNA from Sipha flava (yellow sugarcane aphid), 1290 nucleotides. RefSeq names its product soluble calcium-activated nucleotidase 1-like. Gene Ontology annotation, molecular function: GDP phosphatase activity; UDP phosphatase activity; calcium ion binding. NCBI's taxonomy places the organism in Eukaryota, Metazoa, Arthropoda, Insecta, Hemiptera, Aphididae. Gene Ontology annotation, biological process: proteoglycan biosynthetic process. The record is from RefSeq and is a predicted model, not a curated record. The transcript has 4 exons. The coding region runs from base 106 to 1200 and encodes 364 amino acids.
UAUCUGUACGGUUAUUCUGAAAUACAUUAAGUAUAUAAGCUAUUCGACUCCAUUAAUUUUUCAGUUCUUGCUUACUUAUAGUAGCAGUUCACCAUAAAAUAAAUAAUGGACCUUAAGUGGACCAGUUUGUUAUUUUUGGUGGCAAUAACCAGUGACACUGUAUUCAGCGCACCUACAUCAUCGGUUACAACAAAUGAUACUGCAUCUGAUUGCCGUCUGUUUCAGCAAUACAUCAAUAAAAGAUACCCACUGACCGAUCCAAUAUUGAUGCCCGAUGGCAGCGUCAAGUUUCGCAUAGCGAUUAUCAGUGACCUGGACGCUGAUUCCACAAGCCACUCGAAAUCCAACACGUGGAUUAGUUAUUUCAAACAGGGCUCGUUGACUUACAAUGCACAAAACAAGACCGUCUCCGUUGAAUGGGAUAUUGCCGUGGACAACAACGAUCAACUCCAAUCCGAUAUGUCGAAAAAUGGCCGGGGCUUGGAACUGUCCGAGUUGGUCACAUUCGACGGGCGACUGAUCACUCUUGAUGAUAAAACUGGCUUGGUGUACGUGUUCGAAAACAACGUUCUCAUACCGUGGGUGAUUGUCGUGGAAGGCGACGGACAUCAGAAAGGCGCGAUGAAAAACGAAUGGGCAACCGUUAAGGAUUCGAAACUUUACGUGGGCUCUCAUGGCAAGGAAAUGCCUGACCGCAACGGCCAACUCUCGGAAAAGAGCUACGCGUCGAUGUGGGUGAAAACCAUAGACCAGUACGGCAGUGUGAAACAUUUGAACUGGACGGAAAACUUCGUAAAAGUCCGAGCGGCCGUGGGCAUACAAUACCCGGGCUACAUGACUCACGAGGCUUGCGUGUGGAGCGACGUGCACGGCCGAUGGUUCUUUUUGCCGAGAAAAGCUUCCGCGGAACAGUACGAAUAUAAAGCAGACGAAAAUAAGGGAACCAACGUGCUGCUGAUGGCCACACCGGAUUUCAAUGACGUCACGGUGAAACGUAUUGGCGAAAUUAUACCAAAUCGAGGUUACGCUAGUUUCAAAUUCGUUCCUGGUACCAAUGAUACGGUCAUCGCUGCGAUUAAUACGACGGAAGAAGGUGACAUAACGGCUACGUAUUUAUCUGUGUUCACAAUCGAUGGAGAAAUUAUUUACCCGCAGAACAAAGUUUCAGAUAUGAAGUUCGAAGGGUUCGAGUUUAUAUAACAACAAUGCAGACGUAUAAAAGUAUAAAUAUUGAAGUAUCAAAUAUUUAUUUGAUAUAUAUUUAUUAUUUAUAAGUAAUCUUAUUCAUGA